Messenger RNA from Scomber japonicus (chub mackerel), 987 nucleotides. It is a transcript of the gene cacng2a, whose product is annotated as calcium channel, voltage-dependent, gamma subunit 2a. Gene Ontology annotation, cellular component: postsynaptic density membrane; voltage-gated calcium channel complex; AMPA glutamate receptor complex. The record is from RefSeq and is a predicted model, not a curated record. NCBI's taxonomy places the organism in Eukaryota, Metazoa, Chordata, Actinopteri, Scombriformes, Scombridae. The transcript has 4 exons. Bases 1 to 987 code for a protein of 328 amino acids. Gene Ontology annotation, biological process: neurotransmitter receptor internalization; transmission of nerve impulse; positive regulation of synaptic transmission, glutamatergic. Gene Ontology annotation, molecular function: voltage-gated calcium channel activity; channel regulator activity.
AUGGAAUGCGGAAACAUGGGUCUGUUCGACCGCGGAGUCCAGAUGCUGCUGACCACGGUGGGCGCCUUCGCGGCCUUCAGCCUCAUGACCAUCGCGGUCGGCACGGACUACUGGCUGUACUCCCGCGGCGUCUGCAAGACCAAGUCCAUGAGCGAGAACGAGACCAGCAAGAAGAACGAGGAGGUGAUGACCCACUCGGGCCUGUGGAGGACUUGCUGCUUGGAAGGAAACUUCAAAGGGAUGUGUAAACAGAUAGACCACUUUCCUGAAGAAACAGAUUACGAAGCGGACCCAUCUGAGUACUUCUUACGUGCGGUGCGAGCCUCCAGCAUCUUCCCCAUCCUCAGCGUCAUCCUGCUCUUCAUGGGAGGCCUGUGUAUAGCUGCCAGUGAGUUCUACAAGUCACGCCACAACAUCAUCCUCAGCGCAGGGAUCUUCUUUGUGUCUGCAGGCCUGAGCAACAUCAUCGGGAUCAUUGUGUACAUAUCAGCCAACGCGGGGGACCCAUCAAAAAGCGACUCCAAGAAAAACAGCUACUCAUACGGUUGGUCCUUCUACUUCGGCGCCCUCUCCUUCAUCAUGGCUGAGAUGGUGGGCGUCUUGGCCGUGCACAUGUUCAUCGACCGCCAUCGACAGCUCCGAAUAGGGGCGCGCGCAGCCGACUACCUCCAAGGCUCGGCCAUAACGCGGAUCCCCAGCUACCGUUAUCGCUACAGGCGCCGCUCGCGCUCAUCCUCCCGCUCCACAGACCCAUCACACUCUCGCGACACCUCGCCAGUGGGCCUCAAGGGCUUCAGCGCGCUGCCAUCCACGGAGAUCUCCAUGUACACGCUGCCCCGGGACACCCUCAAGUCCUCUGGCACGCCCACCGCCACCUACAACUCUGAGAGGGACCACAACUUCCUGCAAGUCCACAACUGCAUCCAGAAGGACCUGAAAGACUCGAGCCACACCAACACAGCAAACCGCCGCACCACGCCGGUAUGA